Messenger RNA from Platichthys flesus (European flounder), 6777 nucleotides. RefSeq names its product c-Maf inducing protein (gene cmip). NCBI's taxonomy places the organism in Eukaryota, Metazoa, Chordata, Actinopteri, Pleuronectiformes, Pleuronectidae. Bases 526 to 2976 code for a protein of 816 amino acids. The transcript has 21 exons. Gene Ontology annotation, cellular component: nucleoplasm; cytosol. The record is from RefSeq and is a predicted model, not a curated record.
CUUGGCUGAGCUACAGCGAGACGGAGCGACGGCGGAGUAGAAGCGACCCGAGCCCGGGAGCCUGUAACGACCCUAGACCCGCGGAGCCGCCCGGAGCCGCCGCCGCCGGACAGACCCACCGAGUGACACCGGUUCCCCUGCGUCGCGCGCUCUGGAGGAUCCCGCUCGGCACCGGGGCGGACGCGCAGGAGAAGCCGAGGCCCUGACGCGCUGAGCGGCCGGUGGGGGAGGCGAGGCGCCGUGGAGACGCUUCAUGGCUCAUUGUGCGGGCUGGAAAAUGGUGGAUUCCAGCGAGAAGCGCUUCCCCCGGCUGGACCUGCUGUCAUAGCCCGGAGCUCGGUGGCGUUUCCCCGCGGAGGUCGUGUGUUUUUUUUAGGUAGCCCCCCCCCCCCCCCCCCCUCCACAGCUCGAGCCUUUUCUCCUGUUUUAGAUUCAUGUCGGAUUGUGGACGCGGCGCGACGCCUCGGCCCUCCGCUCCGUGACGCGAACAUUUGGAGACAAUAAACUGUCGGAUUUAACCGAACCAUGGAUUUCAACAGCGGAGGAGGAGGAGGAGGAGGUGUUGGAGGAGGAGGUGGAGGAGGAAACGAGCUGCACAACAACCAGUUCUAUCAGUGCGAGGAGAACAAGCCGCUGCUGGGGGAGAUGUCGGAGGGCAACAACAACACCAAGCCGGGCGCGGGGCCGGGCAAGAGGAGCCUGCUCCACUGCAGCAGCAGCGGGAUGCGAUACAAGCUGCUGCACGAGGGCGACAUCCAGGUGUGCGUGGUCAAGCACCCGCGCACCUUCCUCAGCAAGAUCCUCACCUCCAAGUUCCUGCGGAGGUGGGAGCCGCAUCACCUCACGCUCACAGACAGCGGCCUGACCUCGGCCACGCCCACCGGUUACAUGGAGACGUCCCUGUCCUACAGCUCCAUCGAGGACCUGCAGCUGCUCUCGUGGGACAACGCUCCAAAGUACUGCGUCCAGCUCAGCUUCCCCGGAGGCACCGUCCUGCUGCAGGCUGCAAACAGCUACUUAAGAGACCAGUGGUUUCACUCCCUGCAGUGGAAGAAAAAGAUCUACAAGUACCGGAAGGUCCUGAACAACCCGAGCCGCUGGGACGUGGUGCUGAAGGAGAUCCGGGCGCUGGUGGACAUGGCUCUGACCUCACCGCUGCAGGACGAGUCCAUCCACCAGGCUCCGCUGCACAUCAUCUCCACGCUUCUGGCUGAGAACUCUAACCUCAGCCCUCAGGAUCAUGAGAACAUCAUCGUGGCCAUCGCUCCUCUUCUGGAAAACAACCAUCCACCUCCUGAUCUGUGCGAGUUCUUCUGUAAGCACUGUCGGGAGCGGCCGCGCUCCAUGGUGGUGAUCGAGGUGUUCACCCCGGUGGUCCAGAGGAUCCUCAAACACAACAUGGACUUUGGGAAGUGCCCUCGCCUGCGUCUCUUCACUCAGGAGUACAUCCUGGCUCUCAACGAGCUGAACGCUGGGAUGGAGGUCGUCAAGAAGUUCGUCCACAGCAUGCACGGGCCAACGGGGCAGUGCCCUCACCCACGUGUUCUGCCAAACCUGGUGGCUGUGUGCCUCGCCGCCAUCUAUUCCUGUUAUGAGGAGUUCAUCAACAGCCGGGACAACUCCCCCAGCCUGAAGGAGAUCAGGAACGGCUGCCAGCAGCAGAACGACCGAAAGCCUCCGAUGCCGCUUCGCCUGCUGCGCCCCGAGCCCGCCAUACCGCCUCCCGCCACCAUCCUCCCCCUCUCCACCAACCCCAGUCCUCCUCAGCCGCCUCCCCCCACCCCCUCCAUCACCUCCCCGACACCCACCCUGCCCCUCUCCCCUCCCCCCUCCGUCGUCAACUCCAGCGAGAUCCUGGUGGAGCUGGAGCGGAACAACAACUCGACCAACGCCAGGCGGAAGGGGGGGCCAUCGGGGGGCGACAGCGAGCCCAACCUCAUCGACUGCCUGCUGGUCAGCCCGGCCGUCAACACUCUGUCCAUCCAGCUGCCGGCGCAGGCCGACCGGGUGCUGGGCUGCUUCGCCCUCAUCCUCAAGAUGCUGUCAGACUACGACGACUGGAGACCGGCUCUGGCCAGUCUGCUGCAGCCCAUCCCCUUCCCCAAAGAGGCCCUCGCUCACGCCAAAUUCACAAAGGAACUUAAACACGUCAUUCAGAGGUUUGCAGAGGACCCGAGGCAGGAGGUUCACUCCUGUCUGCUGAGUGUGCGCUCGGGGAAAGACGGCUGGUUCCAGCUCUACAGUCCAGGAGGCGUGGCCUGCGAUGACGAUGGGGAGCUGUUUGCCAGUAUGGUUCAUAUCUUGAUGGGCUCCUGCUACAAGACCAAGAAGUUCCUCUUGUCUCUGGCUGAGAACAAGCUGGGCCCCUGCAUGCUGCUGGCCCUGAGAGGAAACCAGACCAUGGUGGAGAUCCUGUGUCUGAUGCUGGAGUACAACAUCAUCGACAACAAAGACACACAGCUGCAGAUCAUCUCCACCCUGGAGAGCACGCAGGUCGGCCUCCGCAUGUACGAGCAGCUCUGUGACCGCCAGAGAGAGCUGAAGGAGCUGCAAAGGAAAGGAGGCCCCACCCGCCUGACGCUGCCGUCCAAGUCCACGGACGCCGACCUGGCUCGUCUGUUGAGUUCAGGUUCCUUCGGGAAUUUGGAGAACCUGAGUUUGGCCUUCACCAACGUCACCAGUGCCUGUGCCGAGCAGCUCAUCAAGCUGCCUUCACUCAAACAGCUCAACCUCUGGUCCACACAGUUCGGGGACGCAGGGUUGAGGUUGUUGUCCGAGCAUCUGGCCUGUCUCCAGGUGCUGAACCUGUGUGAGACUCCGGUCACUGAUGCCGGUCUGCUGGCUCUCAGCUCCAUGAAGAGUCUGUGCAGCCUGAACAUGAACAGCACCAAACUCACAGCCGACACAUACGAGGACCUCAAGGCCAAACUGCCCAACUUGAAAGACGUUGAUGUUCGGUACACCGAGGCCUGGUGAUCAGCCACGCUCACACAAACACACACACACACACACACACAAACACACACACACACACACACACGCUCAGAAACAUAACAUGACACUUUGUGCGACGACGUCAUCGCCAGCCAUCACCGCAGUGUGAGGAUCAUGUGAUGUGAGCAGACACGCCGCUGAUGAAGACUCCUGAGGAGGAGUCUUCAUCAGCUUGGGACGCCAUCGCGCCCCCCCCCCCCCCCCCCCUGUAGCGACGCCAUCACUGGGAAGGAACUGCCUUGCUUUUUGUUUUCUGAGUGAAAGUCCUUCUGGACCUCAUCGCUCCCCGUCUGUCCCCAGCGUCCUGAGGACCUGGUUCCAAGUGAUCAGAGGACGAGCCAGCCCCCGGUGUCCUGAGACCCCCCUCUCUCUCUCUGCCUUUACCCAAACCCUCAAUCCGCCCCGCCGCCAUCAGCCUUCCACUCUCUCUCCUGCCCCCAUGUGUGAAGGCUGGAUACAGCAGGACGCAUUCCAGUUGGUCUCCCAUCCCACCCCCGGCGUGCUGUAGCCCCCCCGAGCAGACGCCUCAGUCCUCGCUCUUCUACUCGUCGGCUUCAGCUCUUCAAAUCCGAUUCCAGCUUCUUCAAGUCGCUCAUUGGGGAAACAAGGUGCUACCUCCCAGAAAAGACGAGUUGCAGGACUGUGCCUCUUCCUCGAACACAACACAUUCACACGAUAAGGAAAAAAAAACAGAAAAAAAAAGUUUUUAUCAACUUGAAUGAACAUAUUUUUCCAGACAUCUGUGCUUUCAUAUAUUGUGUGUUUCUAUAUAAACAUGAAGACAAACCCCAGCGCUGACAUUUCAGACACGUCUCUGGAGGAAAGUGAAACAGAGAUGUUUCCUAGUUUUCAGUGUAAAUACUGACGAUCCCCCGUUGCUAUUUAAUAGGACCGUAGCUGUAGCAGUAGCUGGGUGGUCUGGGACUGCCUGAUGAGUUGUGUCUUUCACACCUCCUUCACUCUGUCUCUCCUGGGUUCGUCUCAGAGCACACGCCCGGUUGUUUUGCAUCAUGUGACACGAGGAGCGAGGGAGGGCGCUCGUACGCGGAUCUCUCUGCUCGUCGGUGGUACCGCCGACGUGUGCGUCGGACUCGAACACGGGCCCAUCACCAGCUGAGAGUUGUAUAUUUUCAUAUCCUCUGCUUUUCUUUCUCUUUUGUACAGACGGUUUUUUGAAAAGAAGAAAGGACACUUGCCAAACGUCUUCAUCCGGUUUAGAUUUGUGUUUUGUGCACUUGCUUCAUCCGGCCAGCGUGAGCGCUGUUUUAGUUCUGACCGGUCUGAGCGGAACCUGUCGUGGAGAGAUCGUAGACUGUGAACCAGGAUGGAUGACGCGUCUCCGCUCCCUCCCUCUAUCCAGAAAUGAAGCCAAAACACCAACGCUGCCAUCGAGGUCCCGCCCACUAAUCAGGAGUCAGACUCAGCUGUCACAUGACAUCUCAGCGCAUUUUUUUAUAUUCAAAUUAAUUAAAUCCAAACGUAUCAGAUACUUCAGAGUGAAGAACCAUCUUCAUUUAUUAUAUAUGUAUUUUGACCUUUGUGUAGGUGAUGUCCCGUCUGCUAACAGGGAGGAGACGUUGUUUUGUUAUUUGUACGAUUAAAAGCGAUCGCACCAGAGUUAGCUAGCAGCUAAUUUGCAUCCUUUGGCUUUGUGACCUAUACGGCAGCCUGCCACCAGGGGGCGAUCAAAGUGUUUUGACUUCAUUUUAAGGGAGCGCUCAUGUCGUCCAUCUUUAUUUACAGACCCCCCGCCCCGCCCUGCUGAGGUCGCCACAGCGCCCCUAGUGGUCGUCUUAUCUUCUGUCGACCUGUUUUAAUUUGUUCUGCUGAAGGGAUUCGACCCCGUGUUCGACCGGUGACUCUUUUAAUCGGUUUGCAUCAAUAAUUCUCAUCAGAGGAAGAAACUGAAUGAUUUUACAUGUUCUGUCACAAUCAGGCACAAAGAUGGAGAAAGAAAGAUGGAAACUUUCGGUCAAACACAUUCCUGUGAUGUUGUGGUCACUGAACCUGCGUCACAGGCUCCUCCCCCUCUGUGUCGUCUUCUCUCAUUCGCUCUGACCGCGUCCAUCCAUUUAAUUUAUUCGUGUCGCCCUGCAGACGCUCCAGACGUUGGUUGAGGACAGGAAGCCGUCCACGAUGAUGACAUGCUUUGUUUCCUAUUUAUUGAGUGCCAUGACAGUUUCCUGUUUGGUCUGUGUGCGGCCAUGUUUGGGUCGAGCCUCUGGACCUCUCUUCAUAUCCUGUAUGAUGUAUAUACCAGUGUAUAUAGUCGUCUCCUCCUCCCGGGUGAACCAGGUUUGAAUCCUCGAUCCCGUCUCCGUGUUUCUCGGCCUCCUCCGUCGGCAGGCUGCUGUUGCCUUCAUCUUCAUGUGUGUUGUUGUUGUUUCGGUUAUUUUCACACAAAGUGCACUGUAAUCUAAAAAAAAAAUCUGUUUUCAAUGCAUAAUAUCUUUUAAGUUUCUGACGUCUUUGAUUCGAUGACUUUAAUCAAACAUUCGUGUUUUUGUUGUUUAGUUUUUAUUUUGCAUGUACAUGUUGCAUCAUCUGGUAUUUUUAUUUUUGUCAUUUUGUUUUAUAAAAGGUUUGAACUAUAAUAAAGGGUCUGAUCACUAUCUCACUGAGGUUCAGGACUGAAAUGGAGAGACGCCAUCAAACUGUUUUCUGAUUGGUCGUUGCCAGGAUCUGCCCACGAGGCUCCAGGAAGUCGAGGUUUGAUCGAUAUUGAUUUUCUAAGAAGCCAAUACCAAUACUGGUACUUUUUGACUGAAGCUGCCUCUCGCUGAGAUUUCAGAAUUGAGCUUGAGCAUUUUCGUAUUAAUAAAAUGCAAGAAGUUUGAAUCCUGCCAGAUAAUCAUAUCAGAGUGUAACCCGCUGAAUGGCCAUUGUCUUUUUUAAAUAAAGUUGUUGUACAACACGGGGAAGGUGACAGUUCAGUGGAGCUUUCAAUCAGUCCUGUUUUCUACCUGAUGUUUUUAAAGUCUGAAGCUUUUCAGGGAACCAUUCAACAUUUUGGGAAACAGCUGGAGUUGGUUGAGAAGACGUCGCGUCAUGAAGCCUCAGCCGUCGGAACCUUGAGCUUCAUUUAGCUCCAGGAAGUUCUAUCACGUAUAACACAUCCUGAUUGGACGGUUUCAUGUGCUAGAUAUUCACUGAUUGCUAAUUGGCUGCAAACUGAGGGAGGAACCAACAUUAAAGUUUCCCAAAAUGUCCGAGUGUUCCUUCAGACACGGUGGCAGCUCGGAGUCGACCCCGUCCCCGAGGUCGUCCCCUGCUCAGCUUCCACUGGGGACCAGCAUGUUAUAAUGGUUUAGAGCUGGUUUGUGUUCUUAUUCCUGUAGAAGCACCUCCUCUGUUCUGUCACGUCUCCGCUUCCUGUGGAGCUCAUCCUGCUUUCUGCCUUUUCUCUCUGAAGCGUUUUGAUUUCAAACUGUAACCGGAUCCACGUCGUGCUCAAGUCUUAACAGUUGUUCUGGAAGAAACCGGGUCCGAUGUGGCACAGACUGAAAAACUGUAUUUCCCAUGAUUCCUUGUAGUAAAAGGUUUUUUUGGCAGCUGGAAAAGGAGACCCCCCCCCCCCCUCUUGUUUCUCUUCCUCAGUCUUUCUCCAUAUGGAUCUGCUUCUCCUGCCGGGUUAUUAUUAUUAUUACUAUGAUUCUUAUUAUUGCCGCUGCUGCUGCUCUGUGGCUGUUGUAAUAAAACUACAAAAGAUCUUCAACAGGAGAAAUGAAAACUAUGAUGUUAAAUAAUUUCAAUCAAAAAUAAAUUGUCUGUGAAUUUGUUUCA